AUGAAUCAGGCUGCAAUAGCUCUUUUGGCUGUCACUCUGGCAAACUUCAUAAACUCACUUGGAUAUAUAUUCUUCAAGUUUGCUCAUAUUCGCAUGGAAAGAAAUAAGGAUAACAAGCAAUACUACUUUCUUACCUGGCAGUUUAUCUGUGGAUUACUUCUUAUUAUUCUUGCAGCUGCAAUCAAUGUUGGUAAGUAUAGCUCACAUCAAUUCUUAUUUUCUCUCAUCAAAAUCAACUGGUUAUUUAUUGUCGUUGUAGUUAGCAUAGCUUAUGCAGAUCAAAUAACUCUUACCUCUACUUCAUCUUUGACUCUUGUAUUCAAUUCUAUCUUGGCUACAAGACUAUUGGGAGAGGGGCCUCUCUUUGUGUCGUACUUUCCAACUAUGAACCAAUACUGUUUACAAUCCCAAGAGCUCCUAGAAACCUUCUUAAGCAAGGAGAGAGAAGAUAUAUAAGAAAAAAAAAGAUUAAAUCAGAACAGAUAAUCAUUAAUCAAACAUUUUUCUUUUGAGGAAGAUAAUAUUGGGUCGCCAAGAUCUUAGUGUCGGGAGAGUGACAGUGAUAGAGUUGAGUAAAUUAGCAGAUUCAGAUCUCAAAUCUAAAGGCCUUAAAAUGAUUUUGACCAGGCGUCUAACAGCAACACCAACUCAAUCUAUAACGCUACCACAGACAAAGAUGGCUCGCAAAUACCAUUUAAAACAACUCAAUAGACCUAGUUCGAUUUUGUUAGAACUCCGACCUAUAAUAGUUUGAAGGAUGAGAAUGAAAAAGAUUGUGAAAAAUGUCCUAAGUAUGAUGUAGGUGGAUAAUUUAAGGGAUGCAAUGAUGAACCAACCAUUACCUAACUAAUUGAUAGAGUUAGUAAGAUGGAUGAAAAAGAUUUGAAAAAAUUAUCUCCCAAUUUUUAAAAAUUUUGGAUAAGACUGCCUUUGAUCUUAUAUCCUUGGGCUUCAGGACUUCUCUCUGGUAUGACCACUUCUUUCAUAAAAGGGGUUGCCGAAAUAACGAAAAACCACACUAUGUAUGAACUGGCUACUCAUCCUUUACCUUAUAUCUGCUUAGCAAUAUGUGGAUUCAACAUUAUUGGAUAGCUAUAUACUUUGAAUACAGGACUCAAAUUCUAUAAUUAACUCGAAGUUAUUCCAAUUUACCAGAGCUCGGUAAUACUUAAUAACUUAUUAUGUGGGGGUUUGAUUUUUAAUGAGUUCUAAUACUAUUCCUGGUGGAAUAUGCUCUUAAUUGCUCUUGGAUCAGUUACCUGUAUCUGUGGAAUAAUGAUCAUUGCUAAAAAAUAUCAGUUUAUAUCUAGUAAAGAGGCAGAAAAAUCAGCAUUAAGAUUAGAAAACAAAGAUAAUCAGAUAGACAUGAUAUUCUUUAGUUAAAAUGGCAGUGAUGGAAAAGCUAGAGGUGAUUUGCAAGGGCAUUAUUAAAGGAUCUGA
Molecule: messenger RNA, 1440 nt
Organism: Stylonychia lemnae
Lineage: Eukaryota; Ciliophora; Spirotrichea; Sporadotrichida; Oxytrichidae
Source: the annotation of a GenBank genome assembly